Cinara cedri is the source of this 7179-nucleotide messenger RNA. NCBI's taxonomy places the organism in Eukaryota, Metazoa, Arthropoda, Insecta, Hemiptera, Aphididae. The record is from the annotation of a GenBank genome assembly.
CGAUGUACGACGAAGAAAUCGACGUCAGGGAUGCCGAGGAAGUGGAUGAUAGCGAGUCGACGGAAAGCAGCAUCGACAACGAUAGCAGCCGAGAUCUUCGAACGCCCAGUGCCAAACAACGGAAACUUUUGGUAAGCAACCUAAUAUUUCCUUUGCUGAUCAUUGACUUGAAUAGAGAGGAGUUUGAGUUUUUAGCCCCCCAAAACUUGACCCCCCCCCAAAAAAAGAUCAAAAUCAAGUAAAUACUUGAUGUCUGCAGUCUCCUUAGUCACAAUAAUGGGGGCUAAACAAAAUAUAUUUAGACUAUUCGCGUUUAUGCAGCAGCUUGUUGUGACCUAAAACUCUCGAAUCUGCAAGUCAUAGUAACAGUAUAACAAUGAUGGUUUCACGGUUGAUUACAGAUGUCGAGCAGCGGUUCGGGCAGAAGGUCCAGGUCUAGACUCCGGGCCGUUGACCACGUUCAUCACGACGACGAACAUCCCGAUGGGCCAGAGCUACGUAAGGAAGAGGACGACCCGGAUAACUAUGACGUGCACGAAGCUCAAAGGUCUUAUAAAUAACACCAAUAAUAUCGGCUGAUUAUAUUAAAAUGGACUCGUGGGUGUAGGAAAGAAAUAUGUUCGCGGUGGAGAGAUGGGCAAUUUAUUUUAAUUAAUACUCCAUCUAUUUAUGGACUUUUUAAUAUAGUUUGCCAUUUGAAAAUCAAAAGGAAGUAGUGGAUUCACCCCCAAAAAGGUGACGAAAAAUAUUAUAAUUAUAAAAUUGCAGAGCUGCUUGUGAAAUCAACAUGUUAAUAAGGUGGGUACUUGGGAGGGUUAUUUUCUAUAAACUGAAUCCAAAUCAGUAGUCAUCUGUAGAACUAAACUCUUAUAAUCGGAGAGGUGAAGGAGACAGCAGAAUAUAACGGAGCUUGUUGUAAAUCUGUAAUUUCCAUUAAAUUGAAAUAUCUUUUUAUUUAUUCUAAGGUUAUUUUACGUAUCGUAACGAAAUAAUAUACCUACUCGUAAUAUAGUUAACAUUGAAACUGACGACUUAACUAAACUGCACUGUGAUACAUUAUGUUAUUAUUAUAUUAACGAUGAACGAGAAACCUAUGGAAACUAAAUAAAAAAUAUAUAAAUAUCGCGUUUGGAAAAAAAAAAAAAAAAAACCUUAUAUAAUUAUGCCUACGGAACAUAUUUUAAUUUUCCGUUUGAAUUAUUACAUAAAUACGAUAUAUUGACAUUUUUUUUUCGGCGUUUUCGGCCGAGCAAUAGCCGAUGGACAUUCGAACGCAACCGAACGGGGUCCGUUUACUAUACGAUUUGACGAAAAAAAUAAGAUAAAAAAAAAAAAAACACGUUGAUCGUGGCCAGUUUGUAAUGACAUACAUAUGUACAAUAUUAUGAUUAUUAUUAUUAUUAUUUUUUUUAACAUACACUUUUAGUGCGGAAUAUCGCAUCUCAUACCGUCCGAAGGUUUAGAAUAACAGUAUUAUAGGUCAGCGGUUACUGACCUUAUUGGGCCACGACCCAAAUUAGUAGAGAGCUUUUUUACGGCGUGGGGCACGAAACGAACUAAACUCAAAAAGGUUGUUGUUGUAUAGAUUUUUUGUGGGUGGGGAAGGUGGGAGGGAGGUCUGACUAUCAAUUAAUUUUAAUGAAUAAUUUGGGAGUUGAAAAAAAAAGUCAAACUUCUGUAGUAAUAAUUACCCGGAGAAAUUAUUUCGAAAUGGGUUGGUGGGUUUAACCCUUAAAAACUCUUCUCUUACCUACGCCUCUGAUUAAAUUCAAGCAUAUUUACGAGGUCGCGUGUUAAGCGAAGGAUCUCAUUUGUACAGGUUUAUUUUACUUAAUCAUUUGGACUAAAUGUUAGUGUCAUUAUAAUUUAGUUUCAAUAAUGGUAUGUUAAUGAAAUAUGAAAACAGUAUACGUUUGAAAUUUUUACGGAUUAUUUUUGAUAGUCCUCGCGAAAAAUUAAAUUUAAAACGUCACGACCGUAAAAAAAAAAAAGUCUGAAACCAUUGCGGGUGUACUAUUUAUACCUACGUAAAAAUAAUAAACAGGGCGAAAAAAACAUGCGCUUUGUGACGUGGCAUUAUUAUUGGAAUAUAAAUAUGAAUAAAACAUCGGUUGAACUUCGUAGGUAUAUACGAGUGAAAACAAUCCGAUCGUUUCCCAACGACACAUCAGAGAGCGUUACAAUAAUAUAUAAUUAUUAUGCACUUAUAUGCUCCGCCAACCAAUUGUCGAAAAGGUGUAUACGAAUAAUAACAAUUAUGAUAAUGAUUUGGAUAACAAGUUUAUAAUAAAAAAUAAUAAUAUAUAUACGUGUAAAACAUUCUUCGUCGGAUUUUACGAAUUGUUCAAGGGGGGGAAAAAAAAAAUUAUAUUUUUCGUAUUAUUUUUAAUUAUUUUUGUUAUUCGAUUUCUCGAAUUUUCGUGAAUGUGAUACGCUUGUACAUACAUGUUUUAUUCCAUUUCUAUUCGGUCAAAACAUGGACAAAAUAUAUAUUGUAAUGCCAAAAAUAAUUGUAUAAUGCCUUAAAAGGAUAACAAAAUAUUUUACAUCAAAUAAUGACAAAGAGAUCAUUCAUUAGUUGUAAGCAGCUAUAAUUUUAAACUUCCUAUCUAUCUUAAUAUCUUACACGCCAUUGAUUUCCACACAUUUUAUCAGUCAUAUUAUAAUAAACGAAUCAUUUUGCGUUGUCUGCAAUAAUAUUAUUUUGAAUAUUUUUAUGUUUUUCUGUAUUUUGCAGGGAUUAUAACAAAGAAGUCGAUUUUUUACACUUACCUCAGGACGUCAAAGAAGUGUUUAAAUACAUACAAAUGUAAGUAAACGCCUGUCGUACAAAAUCGGGUCGUAUUAUAAAUUGAGAAAUUAUUCACUUCAGUAUCACCUAUAUAUUUUAUCGGAUUAUUAAUAAUGUUAAAUAUUUAAAAAAGAAAACAACACCCGUUAGCAACUGAUACAUAUACUGAUACAAGCCGACUUUGUUCGCACCUGUUUUGAAUUAUAGAAAUAUUACCUAAAGAUAUAACUAUAACACUUAUAAUUCCAUGUAUACAUACAAUGUCAUCCUCCGGGUUCAUUAGGGUUGUCUCUAGCAAAAACCGUGCUUCGAGGGGGCAAAAGGAGCAAGUGUCCCCCAAGUCGCCAAAGGAAGGAGGUGCCUAAAACUGUAAAUUGUGGUUACAAUAGUUAGAGAAAAAAGAAAACUAAAAGGAAACUUAUCAAAAAUACAGUCUGAAAUGAGUCAAAUAGUUUAUUGACUUGUAGAGGUUAGCACGGCACUUUAUGCAGGAGUGUUCAAAAUUGAAAAACAACAUGGUGAAAUUUAUAUUUUACUAUUUUAACUGUAGAGUGUUUUAAUUUAUUCAACUUGACAAAUCGAAUUAUAUAUUUCCAUGAACUUAGUCGCGUUUGACUAAUAUACAAAAUGUAUACUUUUUUCAUAAGUUCAAAAGCAUACUUAUAGUGAGCGUUGAUAACUGAUGUAUGUAAAUAGAAUUUACCGACGAUAACUGCAUGUGGUUUUAAGCAAUUUUUCGACUCGAUUUUACCACUUCAAAAAAUAGAUACACUAAUCACACACAAUAUUCUACGACUUAGUAUACUUAUAACCCGGAUGAAUCCACAUAUACACGGCAGGUACUAUCCCCAGAAGACGAAACUCGAGUUUAGGCUGUCACCGUUCAUCCCGGACUACUUGCCGGCCGUCGGUGAUGCGGACGCGUUCAUCAAAGUGGUGGCUCCCGAUCCAUCUUUACAAGCGGGUCUGGGCCUGGAAUACUUAGACGAACCCGGGAUAAACCAGAGUGACCCGUGUUUGCUCAACCUGCAGCUUCGGGCUUCUUCGUCGUCGUCGUCAAAAUCACUGGUAAAAAUACGAUUUUCUUCCCCUCCGUCUCUUUUCAUAUAGACUAUUUCCGAUACAAGGAUCGACCUCUUCGGUCCUAAAUCUCUGCAUAUUUUCUACAUAAAUUCCUCAAGAGUAUUGACAUCACACGUGUCCACCUCAGUUUACAAUAUUCUUUCUCGUUUCGUCGACUAUCGAAUACAGGACAUUCUUUUAAGAAGAUUUUUAGUGUCCAAUUGGACACACAUCCAAGUCUAUGUAUCCAAGUCUAUAUCCAUGUCUAUAUCCAAGUCUGGGUAUCCACCAGACGAGUAAAAUUCUUCUAACUGUGUAUUCACUAAAAAUUAAAUGGCAAAUUAUUGAAUAUGUAGACUUUGUAACUAAAAUAUUUUAUUUUAUACGGGAAAUAUUCUAAUUGGUGUGGUGAGGGGAAGUAGUUGAGAAAAACUCAAAAGUCAAAGGGACGGUAAGGUAUGUCUGCUCGUGGAGAUUUUUUAAAGAAAAGGGAGUGGACACAAAGUAGUGAUACUGAAAAAUAUAUUAAUCGUCUGUAAGAUAAUAUAAUAUUACGACGGUUUGGUUAGGUGGUGAAGAAAUUGGAAGACGCCGAAAAAAAUCCAAAAGUGGUGGAACAGUGGAUACGGGACAUUAAUGAAUUGAACCGCGGCAAGGCUUCUACUUUUUUCUAUUCCAGGUAUGCACGCGUAUACCGAUAUUAAUUAUUAUUAGGUUUCGCGUGCCAUUUUAUAAAUUAUUAAUUAAUUUCAACAAUAAUAUGCGUAUAAUUUAACAGGAAAAUGCCGGACGUGGAAAUGAUAAAGAAACCGUGGACGACCGGCGAACAGCGGACCAAAAAAAUUCCAGAUUUCGAAAACGACAAUUUAUUGACUGUGAUCGAUGACGUUUGUGGUUCGUAUUACCGUUUUAUAUUUUACUGAUGAUUUUUCUUAAAACACGUUCGCCGAAAAUGUCAUAAUUCAAAAGUGUCCGGGGUCAAAAUAGCCGAAAUUCAAACUAUGUCGCAUUAACAGAUGACAAUACGUCUGCAGUGAUCUGCAUUAUUUUCGGACUUGUAAAAGAUAGUUUUAAAACGCGUGUAUUUCAUACGAGAGUACAAAUACUAUAAUAAAUUAUGAUAAUAAUAUUAUUUUGACAAAUACUUAGACUACGUAUUUGAUUAUUUCACUAAAAAAAAAUAUUUGAAUACGAAAAGCAUAGGUGUAAAUAAAGUCUGAAAAUGCACAAGCCUUGUACCUAUUAAGUUUUAGACCAAAUAUUAAAGACUAAAAUUACUGUUAAUUUUUUGUUUGUACAUUAUAAGUACAAGUUAAAAUUUAGAAAUGAUUUAACCUUAAAUUAAAGACAGAAGAUAAUUUAAAAUAUUUCGAAAGUAUUAAAAUAAGUAUUUGAUUUAAAAUACAAAUAUUUAAAGGACAAUAGCAUGUAAAGUUUCCAAAAUAUUGUAUUUACAAUACACCUAUUCGAAUAUUGAAAAAUUAUUUGAAUAUUUUGUUUUCGAAUAGGUAUUUUAUAAUUUUUAAUUUAUUAAUCUUGAUGUGUUUCUCUUAACAUAGUUGUUAUAGGGUUUUUUUUUUAAUGUGAAACAUAAUAUGUUAUUAUUAAAAUAAUGUGUACGACACGAACGGUUCCAGGAAGUGUAUAUAUUGAAUCCAUCCGAGUUAGUCUCAAACCAAAACGUAACCGAGUCGGUUUUAGAAGUUUUACAAAACAUAAUCUAAUUGUUCGUCCAAAUCUGAUAUUAAAUAAAUACUGCGAGGAAAUCAGGGCACAUGGAAAAACUUAACCUACUUGUUGUUUCAAACCUGAUAAUGGUAGCUCGGAGGAAGUUAACGAUACGAACAAAUUUAAAAUGCAAUUGAUCAUAGUUUCGAGACAUCACGCGUUCCAUCGUACACGAUUUCGUGGAAAUCUAUACCGAGAUUUUAACGGUUGUGGGGGAAAAAAAAAUAAAUCACGGUUGGGUUUCUAUUUCUAUAAUAACAGAAGGAACGUAACAACACGCGCCGUCGAUGUCGUUCCCCAGGUAAACAUAUAAAAACGACCAGCUAGCGAGGUUUUAUUUUUUUUUUUGUUUUCGUUUUUAUUUUGUUUUCACGGUCAUCGCGAACCGCUGUACAUCUCGUAUCCACGGCCUUGUGACUGCAUGUCGACAUUUUACAGGGUGAUUUUUUAUUACACUGUUUUUUUUAUCACGGCUCGGCGAUUAUCCAUAAAGAUUUCAGUUGCAAUUGAUUUUGGUUUUUUUUUCAAUCAUUAUACAAAGAACGGAUUUAAAUAUUUAAAUAUUUUAGAAUCCGCGUGAUGGAGUAUAGGGGAUAAACAUUUGAAAAUAAUGUCUAAAAGAUUCAAAACCAAUAUUUUCUUUGUUUGUUUAACACACUCGUAGCAUAGCAAUUUAGACCGAUUUCCUGGCCAUUAGAAAAAGUCAAGCUACUUUUUCAACUUAGAUUUUAAUUUGAAUACGUUUUUAAAAAUGUCUACAAUUUCAUUUCAAAUUUUCGGAAAUCUAUAACUGAUAUUUAAAAAAGUUGUCGUGUACACUUCACGAUGAAUUUAAAUAUUUUUCGGAAUACUUACAUAACUUUACGACAUCGAUCGGCCUGGAUGACAGAAAAUUGUUGUAAAUAUUUAUUUUACGAUUAUUUUUUAAUAAACGACUAAAAACAAAAGAAAUAAAAAACCAAAAUCAAUUGUACUCAACAUUUUCGUAGACAAUUUCUGGACACAAAAGACCAUUUGGUAUACUUACACGCGUUACAUUCGCGCACGUCCGAAUGUUUCAGAUUACUUUGGGAUUCCAAAGACUGACACCAAAGUCGAAUCGCUCCACCUGCUGUUCUCCGUCUACGUGAUUGCCAGAAACUCCUCUGCCCAAAACACCACCACCGUGCUGCCGCCUCAGCGACCGCCGUCCGACGAUACCUCGUUGCGCAGCGACGACGCCGACAACGAUCACAACGACGACGACAACGAUGACAACGACGACAACGAUGACAACGACGACGGUUAGGUUAAAAUGGAAACGGUGUUACAAUAUAAUAAUUAAAACACAACACGCACCGGUCCGAUAUUGUACACAGAUAGGCGUUCUAUUAUUCGUAUUAUAUCUAAUAGGACGAAGAUAAAAAAAAAAUCGGCAAUUUAUCAAUAAAAACACGUUUUUCAUUGCCAAUUGUAUAAGCGACUAAGUGCUAAAACUGUAAAAGUGUACCAAAUAUAUACGGUACACGAUAUGUAUACGGUUUCAAAGAGGUUAUAAUAUGAUUAAUGUGGCUCAAUAAUGUUUGUAAUUUAUUUGUUAUAAUACGUUUUGCCUGUUC